Glossina fuscipes is the source of this 4907-nucleotide messenger RNA. It is a transcript of the gene DAAM, whose product is annotated as disheveled-associated activator of morphogenesis 1. The record is from RefSeq and is a predicted model, not a curated record. Gene Ontology annotation, molecular function: actin binding; small GTPase binding. Gene Ontology annotation, biological process: positive regulation of actin filament polymerization; actin cytoskeleton organization. The coding region runs from base 525 to 4589 and encodes 1354 amino acids. The transcript has 12 exons. Lineage: Eukaryota; Metazoa; Arthropoda; Insecta; Diptera; Glossinidae.
UGACCGAGGCGAUCAUAACGUCUUGAAACGCCGAACUUACUGCGUGUUUUACGCGGCGCGCUCUUUUAACACAAAUUAAAAACAAAUUGAUUCGAUAUACGUGACUCUGGCUGCGAAUACUUUUUUUUUUUUAUUUUUUAUAAACGCUACAUAUUAAAUAAAAAACGAAAGAAAUAAGAAAAAAAAAUCUAUUCAAAAUAAAGUCAUUCAUAUCUUAUGGGAGAAAAUGCUAAAAUAAAAUACUUUUUUUUAUUGCUUAAAAAAAAAAAAAAAAACAAAAACAAGUUAUUUGUAAACAAAUUUUAACUUAAUCGAAGGAAAGUGACAUAGAAGAUAUCCAUUUAAGGCUUUUAAAUAAUUACGCGAAAAAGUUUGAUUUAAGUCGGGAGAAAAAAAAAAAGAUACCAAACUUUAUAUUCCAUAAAAUUGACUUUUGUUUAUAUUUAUUUCCUCUUUUGGUAAAAUGCUUCUUUCUUUUUGUUUUUGCUAAACAUCGUAACUAAGAAAAGCAAAACAAAAACAAAAUGUGUUCGAAAAAUCAAAUGAAUAGUUUAAUGGAGAAAAUAAACACGACUUUGCAGUCAUGUCCCAUUAGUACAUGUACUAAUGAACCAGAUACUCUAAGUGCCAACAAUGAGUCGUUGCAACCAAUUCCGGACAGCACUCUUUAUAAACAACCGUUAACUAUCCAACAAAACGGGCAUAGUUGUAGCAGCAGCACUGUUAGCGGCAGCAAUAGCAGUGAGAAUCGUCACCACCAUCAUCUUUUGCAUACACAUCAACACAGCAUUACAACCGGGAAUAGUGCUACAAGCGACACUUCAUCCGCAUCUUUCCAUCAACGCUUUGAUUUCAGUCAAAUAAAAGCUCGCUUACCAGAACUAAAUUGUCUGCAUAAUUUGCAACGUUUCUGGCAGCAGCACAACGUUACUACACACAAUAGCAACGCAAGCUCCGACGAUCAAAUACCAAACAAAAAGGAUGGUGGCGCUGGCGGCUUUGGCUCAUUCUACGCUAAUAAUAUUUUAGGCUACACUUUCGGCUAUCCAUUCGGAGGGUCUGAAACUGUCGGUGGCGGCGGUAGUGGUGGUGGUGGUGGUGGUGGUGGUGUUGUCGGUGUCGGUGUCGGUGGUAAAGAUUCAAGCAAGCCGGAAGCUGUUCGAGAAACGCCUCUUCAGAAAUUUUACAGACAUCAACAGCAAAAGAAAAUGCCAGCAUUUCGAGGAAGACGUGGUUGGUGCGGUUGCUUUCAGGAUGAUGAACCUCCUGAGAUUUGCGUGGUUGAGGGUGCAUUUACCCUCCAAACCCUGACGCCCACUCAACCAAUGCCCUCGGUCGAUGAGUUAGAUACGAAAUUCGCUGAACUAGUCGAAGAAUUAGAUUUGACAGCGCCGAACAAGGAGGCAAUGUUAAGUUUGCCUCCCCAAAAAAAGUGGCAAAUUUACUGUUCACGCAAAUCACCCCUCGAUACAAUAGAUGGGGGUCCAACAACCAACAUAACGCAACCACCUACCGCUGAGCACUAUGUAGAACGCCUUAAGGAUUUGGCAUUGCAUAUUUCUGUCAGCCCCGAUGACUCACCGUGCCAUGAAUAUAGCUCUUGCAUUGAAAAUCACGCUCAGUUUCUCGACGCGUUGAAGACCGCCCUGAGAACGUCAACGCACAGUUUUGUACUAAGAUUUGUCGAGUUCGACGGAUUGCCGGCUUUACUGAAUCUCUUGCAGAAAAUGGACAUACGCGUGUCCAACAGUCCAUUUCACACUAGUCUAAUAGGUUGCAUAAAAGCCUUAAUGAAUAAUUCGACGGGCAGAGCUCAUGUUUUAGCUCAUCCUACAUCGAUUGACAUCAUAGCUCGGUCACUUGCUGCCGAUAACAUUAAAACUAAAGUGGCCGCCUUAGAAAUUUUAGGAGCUGUCUGCCUAGUGCCAGGCGGUCAUCGUAAGGUCUUGCAAGCCAUGUUGAAUUUCCAGGAUUACGCUGCCGAACGUACGCGAUUUCAGAGCAUUGUUAAUGAUUUAGAUCGUUCGACGGGCGCAUAUCGUGACGAUGUGAACUUGAAAACUGCCAUAAUGUCUUUCAUCAAUGCUGUACUUAAUUAUGGUCCCGGUCAAGAGAAUUUGGAUUUCCGUUUGCAUUUACGUUACGAAUUUCUAAUGCUUGGUGUACAACCCAUCAUCGAUAAAUUGAGGAAGCAUGAAAAUGAAACCUUGGACAGACAUUUGGAUUUUUUUGAAAUGGUACGAGCCGAGGAUGAGAAAGAGCUGGCCCGUAAAUUUGAUCAUGAGCAUAUAGACACGAAGAGCGCUACAGCGAUGUUUGAAUUGCUAAGACGGAAGCUCAGCCAUUCACCAGCCUAUCCACACCUGCUUUCCAUGUUCCAUCACAUGCUUCUAUUGCCAUAUACCGGACGCUGUACUCAGCAUUGGCUAAUGUUUGACCGCGUCGUUCAGCAAAUCGUCUUGCAGAUUGAAAGUGGUCGAAAUAAUGGCGAUGUUGAUAUUGACGAUCAAAUCAAAGUUCACGACCCAGACGUGGCCCCUUUAAAAAUCAAUGUUAAUGAAAUAGUUCAUCUACUGGUAAAGGAAGAAGAAUUAACACAAGCCCGUAGAAGGGCCGAUGAGUUAGAGAGGGAAAAUUUUGAUAUACAAUCGCGAUUGGCAAAAAAAGAACAGGAGCUUGAUCAACGAGUGCAAGAGAAAGAAGAUUUAGAGACAAGUUUAAUUCGUAUGCGGGAACGUUUAGAAAAAGAAUCGGCCAAUCAUUCGCAAGCGGUACAAAGAGCGCAAAUAGCCGAAAUUAAAGUUGAAGAUUUGCAGCAUCGACUAAUGAGCGAACAACAAGAAAGAAGCAGAUUGGAGCGAUUGGUUACGGAGGGCAGCAUACCAGAUGAUCAAAAGGUUGCCGGCCUUAUUGGCUGUAAUGGUGCUACGUCCCCUCCGCCACCACCGCCUCCCAUGAAAAUUUUACCGCCCCCGCCGCCACCAUUUUUAGUAGCGCCACCACCUCCUCCUCCAUGCCCAGGACCGCUUCAAGCACCAGUUAUGGCUCCAACUAUGGCUCCUCCAGUUCCGAAGCCCGAAGCACCAAAGAAAAAUGUACCACAACCCACAAAUCCGCUAAAGAGCUUCAAUUGGUCGAAAUUACCCGAUGCCAAGGUUGAGGGCACCGUUUGGAGUGAACUAGAUGAAUCUAAAUGGUACAACAACAUUGAAUUACAAGCGAUUGAUAAGCUAUUCUCAGCUUAUCAAAAAAAUGGUGUAACCACCGCGGAUGGUUCCGUCGAAGACUUACGGAUGAUGGGCAGUAAGCCACGCAACAAAAUUCUUUCAGUGAUUGAUGGUAGGAGAGCGCAAAAUUGUACGAUACUUUUAAGUAAACUGAAAAUGAGCGAUGAAGAGAUUUCAAAAGCAAUACUCUCCAUGGACUCCAACGAACAAUUGGCUUUAGACAUGGUAGAACAGUUACUCAAAUUUACACCAUCGGCCGAGGAGAGAGCAUUACUUGAUGAGCACAGUGAGGACAUCGAGUCGUUAGCAAGGGCCGAUCGUUUUUUAUACGAGAUAUCAAAAAUACCGCAUUACGAACAACGAUUGAAAAGCUUACAUUAUAAGAAACGCUUUAUGAUAACAGUAAACGAUUUAAUUCCACGCAUCACUAACGUCAUGGAAGCUUCACGUGAAGUGACUCGCUCUAGACGUUUAAGGAAGCUAUUGGAAUUAGUUUUGGCAUUAGGCAACUAUAUGAAUCGUGGCGCUCGAGGCAAUGCAUCUGGAUUUCGUUUAGCGUCUUUAAAUCGUUUAGCUGAUACUAAAUCUAGCGCAGCCAAGGGCACCACUCUUCUACACUUUCUAGUCCAAAUAAUUGACAAAAAAUUCAAGGACCUUUUAAAGUUAGAAGAAGAUAUUCCACAUGUGAGAGAGGCAUCCAAAGUGUCUCUGGGAGAAAUGGACAAGGACAUACAAAUGUUGCGCACAGGUUUAACCGACGUGGCCCGCGAAAUUGAAUUCCAUCGUUCUUCGGGUCCUGCUCAACAGGGUGAUCGUUUUUUGCCCGUUAUGCGUGAAUUUCAUGCCCAGGCUUCGGUUAGAUUUGCCGAAUUAGAGGAUAAAUUUCAAGAUAUGAAGACAAGAUUUGACCGAGCGGUCCGUCUUUUCGGCGAAGAUGGCGCUAUCUUACAACCGGACGAGUUCUUUGGUAUAUUUGAUGCUUUUCUUACGGCCUUUGCUGAAGCUCGUCAGGAUAACGAGAAUUUACGCCGCCGUCAAGAAGAAGAAGAGAAACGCGCAAAACAGGAAGCCGAACUUAAGAAACGAACAAUUGAACGUAAAAACAAAGAAGGAUUGAUGUCUUCGGUGGCCAGAAAUUUAGGCUUGAAAUCAAAUAACGGUACCGAUUGCUCAGCUAAAGGGGACAACAAAGGCGAAUUCGAUGACCUAAUAUCAGCGUUGCGGACGGGCGAUGUAUUCGGCGAGGAUAUGGCAAAAUUUAAACGGUCACGCAAAACUCGCUUAACUAACGCUAGCACUUCACCGCCUCGACAUGGCCUGCACAGAGAAGAGAGCAGAGAACGCACUGUGAGGAGACAGUAAAACGGAUUACUACAUCAAUAUUAUAGAUGAAAAUAAAUUUAAAGUAAUUGUUACUUAGCGAAUUUUCAACAAUGUCGUCAUAAAAUUCGAGAGGAUCCACUAGCGAAUGACGAAAGGCAUUAUUUAGUUCAGUUCAAUUCUUUAAAUUUUAUCUUCUUUUUUAAAUUUGUUAAAACAAGUUGAAGCGAUGACCGGCAAGAAGGAAGGCGGGGCAAUGAAGAAUAUAUAAAAGAAUAUUGAAACCAAAUUAUGUCAAACCAAUUUACGUUAAUUAUUAUUAAGAGAGAAAUACGAGGCAUGUUUGUAUUAAAAAUUUAG